AUGGCGGCUCCCCUGGCUGGACAGGCGGGGGUUGUGCUGCGGGACCUGGCCCUGAGAUCCGCCCGCUUACGGGGCAGCUUCCCGGCUGUUCAAUUAACCCCUAGACGAUGGCUGAACCUGCAGGAGUACCAAAGCAAAAAAAUAAUGGCAGACCAUGGGGUUACAGUUCAGAGAUUCUUCGUAGCUGAUUCUGCAAAUGAUGCCCUGGAGGCUGCUCAGAGACUAAAGGCAAAAGAAAUUGUUCUGAAGGCACAGAUUCUGGCUGGAGGGAGAGGAAAAGGUAUUUUCAAUAGUGGAUUGAAAGGAGGAGUGCAUCUAACUAAAGACCCUAAGAUUGUGGAACAGCUUGCUAAACAGAUGAUUGGGUACAAUCUGUCAACAAAACAAACUCCAAAGGACGGUGUGACAGUUAAAAAGGUGAUGGUUGCAGAAGCACUGAAUAUUUCCAGGGAAACAUACUUCGCAAUUUUGAUGGACAGAGCUUGCAAUGGACCUGUUAUGGUUGGCAGUCCACAGGGUGGCGUUGACAUAGAAGAAGUUGCGGUUACUAGCCCAGAACUUAUCUUUAAGGAAGAAAUAGAUAUUUUUGAAGGCAUAAAGGAUCAUCAGGCAUUGCAAAUGGCAAAAAAUUUGGGAUUCAAAGGACCUUUGCAACAGCAGGCAGCAGAUCAAAUUAAGAAGCUGUAUAAUCUCUUCUUGAAAAUUGAUGCCACUCAGGUUGAAGUGAAUCCCUUUGGUGAAACUCCAGAAGGGCAAGUUGUUUGUUUUGAUGCCAAGAUAAACUUUGAUGACAAUGCAGAAUUUAGGCAAAAAGAAAUAUUUGCCAUGGAUGACAAGUCUGAAAAUGAGCCUAUAGAGAACGAAGCUGCCAAAUAUGACUUAAAAUAUAUAGGACUGGAUGGAAAUAUUGCUUGCUUUGUCAAUGGAGCUGGACUUGCAAUGGCAACAUGUGAUAUAAUAUCCUUGAACGGUGGAAAGCCAGCCAACUUCUUGGAUCUCGGUGGAGGCGUGAAAGAAGCACAAGUAUAUCAAGCAUUCAAGCUGCUGACUGCUGAUCCAAAGGUUGAAGCAAUACUUGUAAACAUAUUUGGUGGGAUCGUGAACUGUGCCAUUAUAGCCAAUGGUAUUACCAAAGCCUGCCGAGAGCUUGAGCUGAAGGUACCUCUGGUGGUCAGACUGGAAGGAACAAAUGUACAUGAAGCCCAGCGUAUUCUGAAUGAAAGUGGACUCCCCAUCACAUCUGCAAAUGACCUUGAGGAUGCAGCAAAGAAGGCAGUGGCUAGCGUGGCCAAAAAAUAACGAUGUGAAGAUUAUUCUUCUGGAAAGUGUGUGUUUCACAAGACAUCCUUCCUGUGGCUAUUUCGGAGAGGAUUAGUGGAGUUUUUCUGAGCAGUCGUCAGUGUUGGUGGACUUAAUUUGUGAUACAUGGCAAACUCAGGCCAUAGGCUUGCAAGUUAGGCUUCAGAAAUUUUGCAGCUACGUUCUUGAAAUGUUUGUAUGUCUUCAUCUAAUUUUGGUAAUUUUGUUACUCAGAGUUGUAAUAAGUAAUAUUUCACUUCAUAAAGCUCUUUUUCUGCCUUCCUUCCAAAAUUGUCACUGAUAAACUUCUUAUAAGAUAUAA
Messenger RNA from Haliaeetus leucocephalus (bald eagle), 1621 nucleotides. RefSeq names its product succinate-CoA ligase, GDP-forming, beta subunit (gene SUCLG2). Gene Ontology annotation, cellular component: mitochondrion; succinate-CoA ligase complex. Lineage: Eukaryota; Metazoa; Chordata; Aves; Accipitriformes; Accipitridae. Gene Ontology annotation, molecular function: ATP binding; succinate-CoA ligase (GDP-forming) activity. The record is from RefSeq and is a predicted model, not a curated record. The transcript is spliced from 11 exons. Gene Ontology annotation, biological process: tricarboxylic acid cycle; succinyl-CoA metabolic process. Bases 1 to 1299 code for a protein of 432 amino acids.